Molecule: messenger RNA, 2126 nt
Organism: Pocillopora damicornis (cauliflower coral)
Lineage: Eukaryota; Metazoa; Cnidaria; Anthozoa; Scleractinia; Pocilloporidae
Product: lipid transport auxiliary protein 1
Source: RefSeq, a predicted model, not a curated record
UCUGAUGAAAGUUACUUCUCAGGAACUUCCCAGCUAAGCAUUCUUAUUUAGCUGAAAUUUGGUGAUUUACAUGAGUAGUCAUCGCGAUGCUUAAAAUGUUGAGCUAAUUAUAGUUCAAACUAUUUGCAAGGUUUUUCAAAAGAACGUGGAGAUUUGUCGUAAGCCGUUUAAAGGCGUGAAGAGAAGAUUGAACAUGGCGGAUCCUGUGAGCAGUUACGAUGCCAAACUACUGAAAAACCUUGGUGGUGUUGGGCUUGUGAUGACCAUUAUUUUCACCUUAUCGGUUGUACUGCUCAUUGCGAUAAUUGUGAAGCGGCAAAUGCUGAGGAUGUUGCUACUUUCAAAAAGAGGACCACACUCCCCUGUUGGUAGUGAUGCACCCAGGAAUUUGGGAAGAGAGAUCACUGCUCAUUUGCAAAGAAUUUCCCAGUUAAGAAUGGAACCUAGGAUGUUAUCGGAACAAUUCAACAAACCUGCAGAUGGUACAUCCAACUUUGAUUCUCCUUCAGAUCAAUACACCAGAAGCUAUAAAUACAGAAUGAAAGCCAUGGAUAAGAUGACAGAACUAGGUCUGCAAAAUGUACCAGUUUUCUUGUUUUAUUUCUUAUUAAUACCUUGUAUCUACUUAAGUAGCAUAGUGUUGAGUAAAAUGUUAAUUUGUCUUAUCUUUAAGGAAUUUGGUGCAUUGCAGUACAGAAAGUUUGCAUAUCUUGUUGAAGAGCUGAAAGACAGGGUACGUCUUUAUGUAAAUGUUCCUGGAAGUCUAAUAAUUGCUGGAAACAGUAAAAAGCCAAUCAGAAAGCCACCAUCAAGCACAAAGAUAGAGGAACCAAGUAUGGAAGUAAAAGCAAUACCAGAAACAGAAGCUGAUUCUGGGAACAUGACAAGAAGUGGUGCCAUGAGCAUGUGAACUUUAACAAACUUGGAGACCAUUUGACUUUUCAGGAAUUCUAUUCAAAGACCUAAAAAUUUCUUAUGCCUGUGUACAGGAAAGAAAAUUUUUGCUCUUUAGUAAGAGGAAGUAGUGAAGUUUAAUUUUCUGAAAAAAUGUGACAUCUUAAAAAUAAUGCAAUAUAUGCCUGGAAGAAUGUUCUAGGGGAACCUGUUCAAAGAGCAAAAGGUGUUACUAUUGGAAAGGCCUCCAGCAGAGUGUUGAUUUUAGCUGUGGGCUUUCAUCUGGGAUCUUGAUUUGCAUAUUUUGCCUUAGAUAGAUUUUCUCAGGAACCAAUACAAAUAUCGAAAAAAGCUUUGUUAGCUUACUGUCUACUGAGUGAUGCUGUACAGUUUGUUUUGCUGGUAAUUCAGCAAAGUAAAUAACUACCAAAACAAAAUCUGUAAAAAAAAAAUUGUUAUUUACAUAAUAUAUACUUUAUAAGCUUACAGUGAUACAUAGUUUUCUAUGGUUUCUUUAGUCACCAUCAUCCUCACUGUCCAUUUUAAAGGGCCUUGCAUUAUAUUCUUCAGGGUCACUGUCAUCACUUGAGUGAUUCUCCAGAACUGUUUCUUGAUAUCUUGUACAUAUAGUUAAGAUUUUGAAAGAUAUUUAACAUGUACAAAUAAUGUCUAUCCUGUAUUUAAAUGAAACAAUCCAAGUUGAGCAAUUCAAGCUCAGCAGUGUUCUGUCUGUGCAAGCAAGAUUAAUGCCUUCAAGACCUAUUUUAAAAGUAGGAAAACAGGAGGCAUAUCUGAAAGUACUUAGGCCCUCCAAAUGGUAGAGUCUAGGCACAGUCCUCAAACAGCUUCCACACUUAUUUUACAUCAAAAUGUCAUAAUGAUGCAUAUGAAAUGCAUAUGAAAAGCAUUUGAAGAGCAUGUAAUAAAUGAGAUCCCUUUCAAAUAGUGUUUCACAUGCUUUUCAACAACAUGUAAUUCUUUAAAUUUAAGUGUGAAAACUCAUAUUCACAAGGGCUUCAAACCUGAUUGACUGUAAUUUGUAAAGGAACACAAACAACCUGUUACUCAGUUUUUCCCUAAGGAGCUUCUGAGUAACAAGAAUCUGCUUCUUUUACACAUCCCCUGGCAUCUCCUGAUAAUUAAUUUGUGUGUACAGUAAUUAAAUUUAACACCAAAUUUUUCCUGUCAUGUUGAAAGAAGCAGCAAUAAAGGAUACUGAAGAGGAUUUGAAA